CUUCUUUUUGGGUCAAACGGUCGAUGCCUUAGCACGUCUACCGAGUGAUUUGAUUCCAACCGAGACACAUCACAAACGACCCUCCCGUCGAAGCAAACCAGCAAUCUAGAAACCUCCGUCACCAGACAAAACCGAAACACCUUCAUUUCCAUAACCAAAUUCUUCCGGAAUUCAGCCGUCCUAUAAAUAACAUCCCCCACCCACAUCAAAACUCCAACAGCUUUCUAUCCGAUCACAUCCAGAUCACCGGCGACAUCAUCAAUGGCCUCCCGCUAUGAGAUCGAGGUCACGAUCCGGUCUGCUCGCAACCUCAAGAACGUGAACUGGCGAAAGGGCGAUCUCCGCCCCUACGCCGUCGUCUGGAUCGAUUCCUCCCCAAAAAGCUCCACCAAAGUCGACAUCGAUCACGACACCGAUCCCGAAUGGGACGAGAAGCUGAUAAUCCCCCUUCCCCCAAAUCUCUCUCUCCGCGACGCUACUCUCUACAUCGACAUCGUCCAUGCCGACGCCGAUGAGGGUGUUAAGCCGCUCGUCGGAUCAGCCCGCCUUCCCCUUUCUGAGGUCGUUGACGACAUCGGCAUCGGCGGGAAGCUCGAUCGGACUCUCAAGCUUAAGCGCCCCUCCGGUCGCCCACAAGGUAAGCUCGAUAUCCGCGUAGCCGUUAAGGAACAACCUAGGUAUUACGAUCCCUACGCUCCGCCGCCUCCUUCGUACGGACAGACCUAUGGAUACCGUGAAUCCCGCGACCCCUAUGGCUACGCGCCGCCUCCCGCGGGUUACCCUUACGGUGGAUCUACCGUUCCUCCGUCAGGCUAUCCAUAUGGCGGGGGGGGCGCGGCGGGGGGGCGGGCGGGGGGGGCGGCGGGCUAUCCCUCCGGAGCCCCUCCGGCGGGGAACCCUUACGGAGGUUCCCAGCCAGGGUACGGACAGCCGGCGUACGGGCAGCCGGCUGCGGGGUCUGGGAAGCAGAGUUCGAAGUUUGGGGUGGGAACCGGAGUGGCUGUUGGAGCGGCGGCGGGGCUGCUAGGUGGUUUGGCUUUGGCGGAGGGCGUGGAUUUGCUGGAAGAUAAGAUUGCAGACGAUGUUGCCGAUAGAGUGGAGGAUGAUUGCUACGGCGAUGACUUCUAGCCGUGCGAUUGUUUGGAUGUGACGCAUGAGUAGAGAUGUUGGGAAUAAUUUAAACUUUGGAUGAGUGUUGCUUGCUUUGUUUAUUUACUUACAUGCGCGUCAGAUUUUAAUAUAAAUGUAGAUGCUUUUGCGAGUUUAUGCGAAGGAAAGUUAUAUGAAAUGAGAAUGCUAGAACGUUGUGAUAUGCUUCUUUUGUUGAA
This is a messenger RNA of Phalaenopsis equestris, 1328 nucleotides long. RefSeq names its product protein SRC2 homolog. The record is from RefSeq and is a predicted model, not a curated record. Gene Ontology annotation, biological process: defense response. NCBI's taxonomy places the organism in Eukaryota, Viridiplantae, Streptophyta, Magnoliopsida, Asparagales, Orchidaceae.